This is a messenger RNA of Polyodon spathula (Mississippi paddlefish), 1888 nucleotides long. RefSeq names its product voltage-dependent calcium channel gamma-7 subunit-like. The record is from RefSeq and is a predicted model, not a curated record. NCBI's taxonomy places the organism in Eukaryota, Metazoa, Chordata, Actinopteri, Acipenseriformes, Polyodontidae. The coding region runs from base 64 to 1068 and encodes 334 amino acids. The transcript has 5 exons. Gene Ontology annotation, biological process: transmission of nerve impulse; calcium ion transport; postsynaptic neurotransmitter receptor diffusion trapping. Gene Ontology annotation, molecular function: voltage-gated calcium channel activity; channel regulator activity. Gene Ontology annotation, cellular component: AMPA glutamate receptor complex; postsynaptic density membrane.
UCACUGUCUCUCUCGCACCCUCUCUCAAUGUUUUUCUCUCUCUCUGUCUCUCUGUCUCGCUAGAUGAGCUCUUUCAGCAGUCGUGUGCUCAUGCUCCUGUCCUCAGUGUCCGGUGCCUGUGGGCUGCUCCUGGUUGGGAUUGCUGUCUCCACUGAUUACUGGCUGCUCAUGGAGGAGGGAAUCAUCCUGCAACAGAACCAGACCACUGAGAUUAAGAUGGCACUUCAUGCUGGGCUCUGGAGAGUCUGCUUUGUAGCGGGUGCUGAGAAGGGCCGCUGCGUGCCAUCGGACUAUUUCUCUGAACAAGAGGUUGAAAUCACUACAGAGAACACAGCUAAUAUACUGAAGAUGGUCCGCACAGCCACUCCAUUCCCAAUGAUCAGUCUCUUGUUUGUCUUCACUGCCUUCGUGAUCAGCAACAUCGGGCACAUCCGCCCCCAGCGAACCAUCCUGGCGUUCGUCUCGGGAAUCUUCUUCAUAUGCUCAGGCCUCUCUCUGGUAGUUGGUCUGGUUCUCUAUAUCUCUAGUAUCAAUGAUGAAGUGAUGAACCGCCCCAGUCAACCGGAGCAGUUCUUUCACUAUCGCUAUGGCUGGUCCUUCGCCUUCGCGGCCUCGUCCUUCAUGCUGAAAGAGGGGGCGGGGGUGAUGUCAGUGUACCUCUUCAUGAAGCGCUAUGGAGAGGAGGAGAUGUACAGACCCCACCCCGCUCUGUACCGGCCGCGCCUGUCCGAGUGCAGCGAUUACUCUGGUCAGUUCCUUCACCCCGAGGCGUGGCAGCGUGGCCGGAGCGCCUCGGACCUGUCGAGCGAUGUCUCCAUCCAGCUGAACCAGGCCCAGCCGCCGCCCCCCUCCUCCUCCAGCGCCCAACCGGGUGGGGCCACAGGAGGCUACCUGCCCCCUCCCUCCUCCUACUCCCAUCCCCACUCCCACCCCCACCACAUCCCCCAGACCCAGCCUCCCCACUCCAUGGCGAUGAAGACUCCCCCUUCCGCCGCCUCCCUGCACUCCACCCUCUCCCAACCCCCUAAAUACCACCCUCACAUCCGCAUGAGCGCCUCGCCCUGCUAGGCUUCCCUCCUGAAGGGCGCGUGCUGGGAUCCUGUGUUGUUUGUUGUAUGAAUGAUGCGGAAACGCUAAACCCACUUGAUCAUAACAAACUCGUCUUUCUCAGCGUUUUCGGUGUAAAUCUUCUCAGUGAAGGCACUGCGAAAGACUUCUAGUCUUUUGCCAUUGAGUUUAUUAUGUUUCUUCCAGCGUUUCUAAACUCAGCACUGUUCUCUUAAUAUGUCCUCUGCUUUUUAAUUUUAAAAAUAGAGUCUUGAAAUAAUAUUAUUGACCCAUCUCACGAUGCUAAACAGCGCACUGAGGACUGACGCUGUUUAAAGACAGCCCUCACAUUAAAAACGAUGCAGAGAAUUCGACACACAAACGGGGAGAACAAGACACUAGACAAGCUCUGUAGAUAUCCCUGCUGUGCUAGAGAAGGAGAAGCGACUUCCAGAGAAUUUUUCAGUUCUGGCCGAAUUCUCGUCUUAUUGAUUUUAUGGGGUUAGCAUACCAAUAAAAAUCAAACACCUUUAAAAUUAUGUUUUCCAUCUAGGGAAGCGUGAAUUCUACAAAGGUAAUAUAUAACAUGAUUUGCUGGGAUUAUUUUGUUCAAAGUUUUUUUAGAAAAACGUCAGCGAAUACUCUGACAUUUUAAUAGACUUGUUUUUUGUUAUCACUACUAUGUUUAUCCAAUACAAUGCCUGGUAUAGGUCCCAGGCAGUCUAAUACAGAGGCCAGUUACAAUAUAUUGAGAAAACCCUGUCUCUUGAGUUUCAAUCUGCAUAGUUUUAUAUAUUAUACAGCAACACCAAACACGAUUCAGACAGCCCCCUGAGCUUCA